Pectinophora gossypiella (pink bollworm) is the source of this 876-nucleotide messenger RNA. RefSeq lists its product as uncharacterized. The transcript has 2 exons. Gene Ontology annotation, biological process: DNA replication, removal of RNA primer. NCBI's taxonomy places the organism in Eukaryota, Metazoa, Arthropoda, Insecta, Lepidoptera, Gelechiidae. Bases 1 to 876 code for a protein of 291 amino acids. Gene Ontology annotation, molecular function: RNA-DNA hybrid ribonuclease activity; nucleic acid binding. The record is from RefSeq and is a predicted model, not a curated record.
AUGAUGAGAGAUGUUUCUGUUACGAUGAUAAAAUUCGAAUCUAAGUUUGAAUUUUACAAAUUUCUAGACAGUAAACCCGAUUACAUUAAAAUUUAUACAGAUGGAUCCAAAACCAAUAAUCGCACAAGUUUUGCCUUUUACGAUUCUUCCACAAAGGCUGGAAAAGUUUUUUCUUGUAAUAAUAUGUUUUCUGUAUAUUCCUCUGAAAUUUUGGCUAUUAUAUAUGCUCUUAAAUACAUUUCUGUAAAUUAUUGUUCAAAUUCAUUUAAAUUUCUAAUUCUCUCAGACUCUAUGAGUGCGUUAUUGGCUUUAAAUAACAAUUGUAUUUCCAAUAAAUGUAAUUAUUUAAUAUAUGAAUUGAGAAACUUAAUCACUUCACUAUUUAAUAAUAAUAUUGUAGUAGAGUUUUGCUGGGUGCCGGGUCAUUCGGGCAUUCUCGGUAAUGAGUUAGUUGAUGCUCUGGCCAAAUCUAGUAGCAAUGUUGCAGUUUCAGAUUCAUACAAAGUUCCGCACUCUGAUUUGGUAUUACAUUUAAAGACUAUUCUAUUAAACCGUUGGACACUAGCAUUAAAUUCUUCUCGAAGUGUUAAAGGUAAAUGGCUUGCUGAGAUUGCCCCGGCACCCAGCACCAAAGCUUGGUUCGAAAGGGCUUCUACUUAUUUUGGUAGAAGAUAUAUUUCUACUAUGUGUAGAUUAAGAAUUGGCCAUUGCAAAUUCCCAGCACAUAUGUUUAGGUUGAAAUUAGCCGUUUCAACAUCGUGUCAAUACUGUAAUUUAGCUUUUUGUGAUCUGGAUCAUUUAAUCUUUAAUUGUAAAACGUUUAACGUUCAGAGGUUAUUAUUUAUUACUGAUGGCCUUGUCGCCAAAGCUAAAUAA